Messenger RNA from Galleria mellonella (greater wax moth), 1310 nucleotides. Its product is annotated as homeobox protein ceh-19-like. Gene Ontology annotation, molecular function: DNA binding; DNA-binding transcription factor activity, RNA polymerase II-specific. Gene Ontology annotation, biological process: regulation of DNA-templated transcription. The record is from RefSeq and is a predicted model, not a curated record. Lineage: Eukaryota; Metazoa; Arthropoda; Insecta; Lepidoptera; Pyralidae. The coding region runs from base 257 to 1222 and encodes 321 amino acids. The transcript is spliced from 3 exons.
ACUUAAGAUGGCGUUAUCCCCUCCGAUAUUUUAUCAGCCAGUAGCGUUGAAGUAGCUCACCUCGUUCAUACCUACAAUCAGAGCGGCACCACCUAUUUUCAAAAGCAAUCAUCAGUUUGCAGCGAUCUCUGAACUUAAACUGCCUAUUUAGUCGCAUUCCCAUAUCAUUUUCGGAUGUUUUUUAAUAUACUUCAAAAAAAUUAAAUAUUUAUAAUGUCAAUUUGUGCAUUUAAGGCUUUAUAAAGUUUUCGUGAAAAUGAAUUCAUUAGAGGAUAUAUCAAGUACGUGCGAAAAUGAAUCUAGAAUUGAGCCAAAAGAAAGAUCUAGUGACACAUUCAAUAUCGAAAAGACUAAUUACGACUGUGAAUCUGAAACUGAAUACGACAGUGAAAAUGAAACUAUUGAUGUUAUCUGUGAAAAUAGUGUUAAUUCAACUAGGUUUAGUGAGAAACAUCAAAUUAUACCUACUUCUUAUACAAGUGCAGACAGAAAUUGUCUUUUCGAAAGUAGAGUAAUAUUUCCAACAAAAUUAUUCAUCAAUCAAAGGAACACCUGUGGAAACAUAGAAUCAACAAAUAGUAGUGCCCGAGACUCUAUAAAUAGUGUAAUAAAUGGUAAAAGUAAAACUUUUCUUAUAGAUAAUUUAUUAGGAAACAACAAAAAUAAUUCGUCUCCAAUACAUGAUUGUUCGGAUCAAGAUGAUAGUACAACUUUUGGUGAAAAUGCUGAUGAACAUAAUGUUUCAUCGACGUCCACUUGCGCCGAGUUGGGUUCGCUGAACGAAGCGGGCCUUCUUGCCGGCCAUGCGUACGCGCAUUGGUUGGUUUCACACCAACCCUCUACGUUCUAUGAUGAUAAAAACAACAGAAGACCACGGCGAGUGGGCCCAGAACGAAAACCUCGACAAGCUUAUAGUGCAAAGCAACUUGAAAGACUGGAAGCUGAAUUCAAACUUGAUAAGUAUCUUAGUGUCUCUAAAAGGAUGGAAUUAUCUAAAGCACUCGGACUAACAGAAGUACAAAUUAAAACGUGGUUUCAAAAUCGAAGAACGAAAUGGAAGAAGCAGCUCACGUCCCGUUUAAAGAUAGCACAACGUCAAGGAUUAUUUCCGGGGCAAAUCUUCGGACAUGCCCCGCAAGCGUAUUCUCUCUUAAAUCCAUACACUUACGCACCCCUUAGUUGUGUAUUUACACCAGUAACAUUGCCAUCGACACCACCGUAAAUUACUUAACAAUUUUUAUAGAUAAACCCAUUUAUAUUUAAGAUUUUUUUGUAUAUGAAAUAUUGUCCGCAUUUUCAAUAAUUAUUCA